Seminavis robusta is the source of this 5413-nucleotide messenger RNA. NCBI's taxonomy places the organism in Eukaryota, Bacillariophyta, Bacillariophyceae, Naviculales, Naviculaceae. The record is from the annotation of a GenBank genome assembly.
CUCUCCUCAUUUUCUCAUGUCCCCGGGCCCUCCACUUUUGUUGUCCAGUUUUGAGGUAGUCUAAAGACCAAGUUACAAGAGCUGCAAGUACAAGUCCAGAGAAUGGUGUUUGAGGAAGUCCCCAACAGUCCUGAAGACGGCGGUGGUACCGGUAGGACUGAGGAGCUUGAAUCAGGAACGGUCUCUCUGUCGUCUCUGGGAAAGCUGAGCCUGAAGGAUUUCUUUCCCGUGGCCUUGGGCAUUACAGAGCGUUUGCACAAGUCCUUUCAUGCCUCUGGAAAGCUGCAUGGACAUCUCUCCACGGACCGAAUCAAAAUUCAGGCGUCUUUAUUGUUAGACGACGAUGACGAGACUCGCCGUAAUGGUACUUCCACUACAGCCACACAAGAUGAUGGUCAACUGGUCUUUUUGUUGACCACCACCAGGGACGACGACACUAGUGAUGCCAAUGAUUGCUUGGUCAAUGCGGGCAAGGACAUUAUUCUGAACCAUGAUUUUAGCAGCAGCAACAACAGCAACAUUUCAGCAGAAGGAACAUCUCAUUAUGGACCUGAUCUCUGUUUUGUGUCGCCGGAACAAACGGGACGAAUGCAAAAUCGCACUGUAGACCACCGAAGUGACCUAUAUAGUCUAGGUGUGGUGUUCUAUCACUGUUUGACUGGUAAUUUGCCUUUUGCCGUCAUGACGCCGCUCGAUCCCAUGGAACUCAUUCAUUUUCAUAUCGCCAUGAAGCCCAAACGCGUCACCGACCAGGAUCCCAGCAUUCCCACAAUUUUAGCCGAUAUCGUGGACACGUUGCUGGAAAAGAACCCCAACGAUCGGUAUCAAUCGGCACAAGGAUUGUGGUUGGAUCUGCAAGAGGCGCAAAAACACCAACAACAAUACACCACCACAGUUCCCAAUAAUAGUGGUUUGCGACAUCACAUGGGAUGCUGGCACUUGCCAGUGGGACGGCUGUAUGGACGACAAACUCAGGUACAGCAACUGAUUACCAUUAUGAAUCGAGUCAUUGCCAAGGGAACACUCGAAGUGAUUUGGGUUGCCGGAUACAGUGGUACGGGGAAAACCGCACUGGUCGAACAAACGCAUCCCACGUUGCGAAUAUCUGGCAAAUUUGAUCAAUCCCGACGCGUCCCCUAUCAUGCCAUUGUCUUGGCACUGCAAAACCUGGUCACUUGGUUGUUCAAACAACAAGACGAAGUGACACUGAACGCAUGGAAAGAACGACUCCGACAAGCUGUAGGGAAUGAAGGACGUGUCGUUUUAGAACUCGUGCCCUCCAUGGGAUCCAUUAUUGGUGCCGAGCAGCCGGCCAUUCCAGAAUUGGCAGGAAAGGAAGCGCAGAAUCGAUUCCUGUACGUGAUGAAAAGCUUUUUCCGGGCCAUUUGUGCCAUGGCUCCGUUGGUGCUCUUUCUGGAUGAUACCCAAUGGGCCGAUUCGUCCUCGUUGGAACUCUUGCAAGCCUUGGCGUUGGAUCCGGAAAAUGGACACUUUCUCAUUGUUGGUGCCUAUCGAGACAAUGAAGUCGGUCCGUCUCAUCCCUUUGUGCGAACCAUGGAUCACAUUCGAUCCGCCAAACCAUCCAGUGAGACGACAAUACACACCAUUCUUGUGGAAAACUUGCAGCGCGAACACGUGCAUCUCAUGAUUACAGACACGCUGCAUACGACCACCAGUCAACAGCCAAAUGUCUCCGAGUUGACCGAUUUGACCUACAGAAAGACACGAGGUAAUUCCUUCUUUACGCGGCAGUUUUUGCAGGACUUGUACGAUCAAGGUCAUGUCCAGUUCGACUGGCCAUCCGAGAAGUGGCAGUGGAAUACAGAGGCAAUACAACAGUUGACCAGCACGGACAAUGUGGUGGAUUUCAUGGCCCAAAAACUGCAGCGACUGGAGCCCAACUUGCUCGAAUGUUUGUGUACGGCAGCAUGUGUUGGGGCACGCUUUUCAGCCCAUGUCGUUGCAGCAGAGAGAGGACUAUCCUUGCCGCAAACGGAAUCGCUCUUGGAGGUGGCGCGAAAGGAGGGGCUGAUCUUGUCGGAAGAUGGUGCCAACAACAUCUACCGUUUCCUGCACGAUCGGGUGCAGCAGGCAGCCCUGUCGAUCCUCUCGGAGCAAGAGCGACCCAGACGACAUUAUUCGCUGGGGAAGAUUCUUUUGGGUCAACAAUCGGACGUUCCAGAUGAAGAGAUGGAACAGAUCUUUGAGAUUGUCGAUCAGUUCAAUAGUGGAUUGUCGCUCGUGACUGACGACGAGGAGAAGCUUCGAUUGGCAAAGCUGAAUCUGGCAGCGGGGAAGCGAGGGGCCGACACUGCAGCAUACAAUUCGUCGUAUGUUUACGUGUCCACGGGGAUUCGGUUGGUGGGGGCAGUCGACAUUGCAUGGGAUGCACACUACGACUUGUGUCUGUCACUUUAUACACUGGCAGCUGACACGGCUUACAUGAGCGCACAAUUCGAAAAGAUGGACGAUGCAAUUUCAGAAGUUCUUUGCCGAACGAAAACCUUGCUGGAGAAGAUUCCUGCCUACCGAAUCCGAAUCCUGUCGUACAAGGCGAGAAACAAGCUCCUCGAUGCAAUUGAUACAGGUAUUUCGGUAUUGAAGCAACUGGAUGUUGUCUUUCCUGAGCCCACACAAGAGAAUACCGUGGCUGAACUGGGAAAGGUCUUGGGCUUGCUCGAAAACAAGUCGACUGAAACACUUUUGCAUCUUCCUCUGAUGCAAGACCCUGGGAAAGUGGCAUCGCUGAAGCUCAUUGCAGACAUUAACUCUUCCGUGUACUGGGCUCGGGCUGAGCUCUUUCCAUUAAUCGUGUUCAAGUCGGUGGAACUGUCCGUCUUGUACGGAAACACGGAAGUUUCUUCAUUUGCUUACGGGACGUUCGGGGUGAUAUUAUCGGGCGUGGUUGGGGACAUGCAACGCGCCCACGAGUUUGGAGACCUCGGGAUAAAGGUGAUGGACAAAUUCAACGCGAAGGAUUGGCUGGCUCAGAUCUAUACACCACACUACGCACUCAUCGUCCACUGGAGUAGGCACAUCCGCGAAACCUUUCAGCCGCUCAUCUUCUCGAUCCAUGUCGGCCUAGAAACGGGAGCAAUCGAGUACCUCUGUAUCAACGCCAACAUUUACUGCAUUCACCAGUAUCUCUCGGGCCAACCUUUGGAAGGACUCGAGACGGAGAUCGAAGAUUAUUCGUCCCUGAUGAAGAGCUUUGCGCAGGAAACCAACUACAACUUCAACCAAAUAUACCAUCAAGCCGUGCUGAAUCUGGCUGGUCGCAGUGACGAUCCCUGUAAGCUGGUUGGAUCAGCGUACAACGAAGUUGAGAUGCUUCCAAGGCACAUUGCAGCCAAAGACAAUACUGCUUGUUUCUUUGUUUAUUUCAACAAGAUGAUCCUUUGUUACCUGUUUGGAAAAUAUGACACGGCGGAAAGCUGCAGUAGCGAAACCGAAGCAAGGCUCUCUGCUGUACUAGCAAAGCUUGAGAAUACUUCUUUCAAUUUCAUCAAUUCGUUGCUUUGCCUUGCUCAGACAAGGCGUUCGCCGGAGCGGAAAGAAGAGCUUCUUGAACGAGUGACGACAAAUCAGAAAGCGAUGGAAAAGUGGUCGUCUGAUGCUCCCAUGAACUUCCUCCACAAGUGGAAUCUUGUGGAGGCGGAGAAAGCUAGGGUGAAUAGCGAUAUCAGGCUUGCAGUUAAGAUGUACAAGCAAUCAGUGGCGGGGGCUUCUGAGCAUGGGUUCUUGAACGACUUGGCAUUGGCGAAUGAACUAGCAGCGGAAUGCUUAUUGGAAAUUGAGCUUGUUGAAGCGGGAAAGUCCUUUUUGAUGGAAGCUUACAGAGCGUAUGCCAAGUGGGGUGCACUGGCCAAAUGCCAGCAACUUGUCCAGCGGUACCCGGAACACCUAAGCAUUUACUCCAGCACCUUGUCAUCAACAUAUGGCAGCAGCCAGUAUCUGGACAUGUUCUCUGUCAUGAAGUCAGCGACAGCCAUUCAAGGUGAUAUUGCUCUUGGCAAACUGCUAAAGUCACUCAUGGCGGUGCUAAUCGAGAAUGCUGGUGCCGACCGGGGUUGCCUCCUUCUUGCAGAAAAGGAUCAACUCUUUCUCCAAGCAGAACGUGAUCUCGGUAGGGACGUGAGCUCGGUCCUACAAAACAUUCCUAUCAAGUCACUGGAAACGCUCCCUCAGUCAGUGGUUAGCUACGUGGCUCGUGUCAACGAGACAAUCGUGCUGGAUAGCGGAGCCAAUGACGAAACAUUCGGGCAGGAUCCAUACAUUCAGGCGAAUGGCCCACGUUCCAUACUUUGUUCUCCGAUUGUUCUUCGCGGAAAACUACUCGCAGUUGUGUACCUACAAAACACUUUGAUUUCAGGUGCCUUCACAGAGGAACGAACAGCACUUCUGAAUCUUCUGUCGGGCCAAAUUGCCAUUUCAAUCCACAAUGCACUCCUCUAUGAUAGAUUGGAGCAAAAAGUCAAGGAACGAACGGCUGCUAUUGAACGCCAAAAGCAGGAACUGGAGGCGGAGAAGGUUCGCUCCGAUGAGCUUCUUCUGAACAUUCUGCCGCGACAGAUUGCCAAUGAGCUGAAGCUCAACGACAAAUCUCCGGCUCGUCGCUUCUCAAAUGUCACGAUUUUGUUCUCCGACAUUGUGAAUUUUUCUGUGCUUUCACAAAACAUGUCACCCGAAGACCUAGUGAAGCUUUUGGAUGAGUACUUUGGCGCUAUGGAUGAGAUCGUUGCCAGCCACGGCGUCGAGAAAAUCAAAACCAUAGGCGAUGCCUAUAUGUGCGCCGCGGGGCUUCCUGUCCCCGAUCCUGAAAGUCCACGCAAGAUGAUUGCAGCGGCAAAGGACAUGAUCUUCUUUGUUGCAGGAAUGAAACACAGAAGAGCCGCUGUUGGCACAACGUACUUUGAUAUUCGAAUCGGAAUCAACACAGGAAGUGUUGUGGCUGGGGUCGUUGGAAUAAGGAAGUUCGCAUACGAUAUCUGGGGGGAUCCAGUCAAUGUCGCGGCCAGGUGCGAGCAAACGAGUGAACCGGGGUUCAUCAAUAUAUCCGAGAGUACAUACCAACUGGUGAAGGAUCAGGUCCCUUGUGUACACCGAGGCAAAAUAGCGCCGAAGAACAUGAAAGCGAUGGACAUGUACUUUGUCAAACAAGAAAAGCGACAGUCUAAUGUGGACAUGCUUAUGAGGCGAGGAUCACAGCGCAGAGAAGAAUUGCAAGGACUGCUAGGGGGGCACACCUUUGCCGAAGAACUGAGCGCUCUCCUUGACGAGGACUCAUCCUCCGAAUCUGAAGCUGAGCGGUAAAACCUCACAACAGUGUCGCAAAGUGCCAAUCAGUCCCGAGAUGCUCUACAUGUACGGUUCAUGUAUCCAUCGUUGUCGUUACCGUCGGAUCCAUUGUUGU